CCUCAAGACGCGCUGGCUUACAUAUGCUUCAGAACAUGAGCACGAUCACGAACCUGAACUUGUUAAGCUGUCAGAAUUUUUGAAGAAGGAAGCCCAAACUACUUCAAAGUACUGGAUGCACGAGACCACCCGCACCACAAUAAAACCGUUACAGCAGCACAAGACCCAUUACGCUAUAUCUGAAGAUAGCGAUUCUGAUCUCGAACCCGAACCCUGCUAUGCUUCGAAUCAGACCAAAGGUCCCCUUGAAAUAUUGUGCCUAUACUGUAAUUCGAAGACUCACCUUCUCAAGAAUUGUGAAAACUUUCUACGCCUGUCAAUUGACGAUCGAUGGGAUUGGGCGAAAGAGGCCAAGGUGUGCUUUAAGUGCCUAAGAUCCAGACAUCAUAGAGAGAGCUGCCGAGCCCGCUCGUGUGGCAUUGACGGAUGCCGCAGGUCACAUAAUAGACUACUUCAUUCUCCGGUUCCUCACCAGCCCGAAGUAUCAGCUUGCGUACGUCCAUCAACCUCGAACCCUCAACCUACCGGAAUGGAGGCAGAAGGUGAGAAACCCCCACAAGAAACGACAGCUUGCAGCAGAACCACCAGAUCUCAAGUUUUAUUAAAGAUCAUACCUGUUCAAAUCCAUGGGCCAGUCAAGUCGAAAUUAACGUACGCCUUUCUGGAUGGAGGAAGUACACUCACGCUUCUAAAGCAAGACCUCGCGAAUGAAAUUGGCCUGAAAGGGAUCGCCGAACCGUUGAGCCUGUCUGGUGUGAAUACCACCUCCGAUCAUCGUGGAUCUGAACGUCUCGACGUAGAAGUUACUGGGCCCUCCGAUGUGUUACUGAAAUUAUACGACGUUCGAACAAUAGAAAGAUUGCCGAUUUCGCCACAGACUGUUGCCAAUAUCGACAAAUACGAGCACCUACAGGAUUUACCCAAGACUGGUCUAUGCUACGAGCAUGGAGUCCCAGAGCUCUUGAUCGGCCUAGACAAUUGGCAAGCGACCAUUACCAAGGAGGUCCGUAAAGGAAAGAGGAACGAACCACUAGCCACCCUGACUCCACUUGGGUGGGUAGUGCACGGAUUUUCCCAUUCGUAUUCCAACGCCGUACACUUUGUAGGACAUACUGACGAGGAUCUGCAUCGAUUGAUAGAAGACUACUUCAAAAUUGAUUCUCUAGGAGUCACGAAUAAGCUGAAGUUGAAUCAAGAGGAUGAAAGAGCCAUCGCAAUUCUACAAAACACAGCCAGAAGGGUAGAAGAUGGCAAGAGAUGGGAAGUAGGUCUUUUGUGGCGAGAGGAUAACCCUGUAAUGCCGAAGAGCUUUUCCCACGCCGCGAAGAGAUUACAAUCUAUAGAAAAGAAAAUGGACAGAGACUCUGUGUAUGGUCAAAAAUACAAAGCAAAUAUGGAGAACUUUUUGAGCAGUGGGUAUGCUGGACCUUGUGAGCCAAUACAGUCCCCAAAGAAGUGGUAUCUUCCUCAUUUUGGCGUAACUAACAUCAACAAACCGGGGAAACUUAGAAUUGUCCACGAUGCUGCUAGCAAAGUGCAAGGCGUGUCCCUGAAUGACAAACUGCUCACCGGCCCCGACUUGCUACUUUCACUGUUAGCAGUCAUUUUCAAAUUCAGAGAGGGUGAGAUAGCCGUGUCUGCAGAUAUAAAAGAAAUGUUUCUUCAGAUCCGCAUAAGAGCAGAGGACCGCCCCGCCCAACGCUUUCUUUGGAGAGAAUUUAACAGAAAAGGGCCAAUGAAGGAAUUCGAAAUGAAAUCAGUUAUUUUUGGAGCAACUUCUUCACCGGCAACUGCAAUAUAUAUUAAAAAUAGAAACGCAGAGGAUUUUACUGAGGAACACCCGGAGGCUGUCGACGCGAUAAAGACCCGAUUUUACAUGGAUGACUAUCUACACAGUUUCCAUUCCGAAGAAACAGCUCGUAAAAUCGCUAAAGAAGUUGCGCACAUAAACAAAGAAGGGGGGUUUACUCUAACACAAUGGGUGUCCAACAACGAAAACGUCAUGAAAGACAUCGAAGAGAGUAAAAGAGGCUCAGGAGGGGUAAAUCUUGACUUCAACGUAAAUGUCAAAAUCCUUGGACUGAGAUGGAACCCGUCCGAAGAUACUUUUGGAUUUAAUUUAAACCUGUCAAAAUUACCUGCAGAAAUUAUCGACCACACACGGAAACCGACGAAGCGAGAAGCGCUAAAGGUUGUGAUGAGUGUGUUUGACCCACUCGGUCUUUUGACGCCUAUCGUCAUACAAGGAAAGAUCCUUCUUCAGCAGAUAUGGCGAUCAGGAAUACGUUGGGAUCAAAAUGUGCAAGAAGCCGAUCAUCUUGUUUGGAAGCGUUGGAUUGCUCGCCUUAUUAAUGCCUGUGCGUGUAGAGUACCGCGACCCUACGCACCAGAGCCUACUAGAUGCACCAUAGAAUUGCAUAUCUUCUGCGACGCCAGCGAGAAAGCAUACGCAUCAGUGGCGUACUGGCGUUUCGUACGAGAAGAUGGAAAGAUAUGGGUUGCGCUUGUCACCAGUAAAUCCCGCGUGACCCCACUGAAACCAGUGUCUAUCCCCAGGCUUGAACUUCAAGCUGCUGUUCUCGCGACGCGACUUGCUUCUACGAUCGAGAAAGAUCACGACACCAUCAAACCAGCUAAAAGGUAUUUUUGGACUGAUUCCUCAGCCGUAAUCUCAUGGAUUAAGGGAGACCCGAGAAACUUCAAAACCUUUGUUUCAAAUCGGUUGGGUGAAAUUGCAGAACAUACGAGCACUGAAGAGUGGAGGUGGCUGUCGACGUCACAAAACGUAGCAGACGACGCCACCAGAGAUAUAGAAGAUUUGAAUUCCGAUCACCGAUGGUUCAAGGGCCCGUCUUUCUUAUAUCAGCAGCCUGAAACGUGGCCGGCUCAGCGCGCGGACACCGAGCCAGUACCACCAAACCUACUGGAGGUUAAGAAACCUACUUACAAUGUCCUGCCAGUGUACGCAUACACGACAUGUUUGCCUGACAUCAGCAGAUUCUCCAAAUGGCUGAGACUCAUCAGAAGUACUGCAUACGUUUUCACAUUUCUGGAGAGUACUCAAAACAAGGAACGUACUGGCCUUAGAUUAGAACAUAUAGAAAAAGCUGAAAAGGCAUGGAUUAAGCAAUCUCAAUAUCAAAGUUUUCCGGUCGAAUUGGAAGAUCUCAGAAAUAAUAGGCCAUGGGACAAGAACAGUCGCCUACGUGACUUGUCGUCAUUCAUAGACGAUAAUGGCGUAUUGAGAUUGCGGGGGAGAGCCAGCGCUGUGAGCGAAGUAGAUCGGAACCUCAUUCAGCCCAUUAUAUUGGACGGCAAACAUCCAUACGUGAAAUUACUUAUCUUGCAUCACCACGAACGAGCUAACCACGGAAAUAAUGAGACUGUUGUCAACUCCUUGCGCCAGAUGUUUUGGAUCCUCAACUUACGCCCUACAGUGAGGAACACUGCAAAGUCUUGUCAAUUAUGCCGAAUACGCAAAGCCCAGCCGACACGCCUUCCGCUUGGAGAUUUACCACCAGCAAGACUUGCACACCAUCACCCACCGUUCAGCCACUGUGGCUUAGAUUAUUUUGGACCCAUGGUGGUGACUAUAGGGAGAAGACAUGAGAAGCGAUAUGGUGCUCUGUUUACGUGUAUGACGAGUAGAGCUGUACACAUCGAGUUGGCUGCAUCACUAUCUGCUGACUCUGUUAUACUCGCUUUGCGCAGGAUGAUAGCCCGCAGAGGAUCGCCAAUGGUUAUUUACUCGGACCACGGCACGAAUUUCCACGGAGCGGACACUGAAAUCAGAAGGUCUAUCAAGGCAAUCGAUCAGGGGUUGAUUAGGGAUUUCUUCCUCAAUAAAGGCAUUGAUUGGAGCUUUAUACCACCCGCUUCGCCCCAUAUGGGAGGCUGUUGGGAAAGGCUAAUUCGUUCUGUUAAGAGCGCACUGAGUACAACCCUUAGAGAACAAUGCCCAACAGAAGAAGUCUUGAGAACUGUGCUGACUGAAGCAGAAUGGACAGUAAACUCCCGGCCUCUGACACAUGUUUCGGUGCAUCCAGAUGACCGUGAAGCUAUAACACCGAACCAUUUACUCCUUACAGGACGAAACAACAUGCCACAUUUUGGAACUUUCACUGACAACGAUCUGAUUACACGAAAACAAUGGCGAAAGGCCCAAAGACUGUGCGAUGUCUUCUGGAAUCGUUGGGUUCGCGAAUACCUGCCGACAUUAUUACCCAGAUCGCAUGUCCGCGAGCGACCGAACCUAAAAGAAGGCGAUGUGGUUGUUAUCGCAGACCCCGGAUUACCACGCAACAUCUGGCCGAAGGGCAUAAUAGUUAAAGUGUUCACAGGUGCUGAUGGACGCGUACGAGUCGCCGACGUCCGCACUGCCGGGGGAGUGCUGCGGCGCCCCGCUGUGAAGAUUGUCCGCCUCCCGACUGAUGCUGAAUGCGCUUAGUCGCGCAUUCCCGGGGGAAUAUGUUGCGGACUUCUUACUGAAACCUACAUUUAGUUACCUUUUUACUCUUUACCUAUAUUCAAAUAAUUUGACGUUGUCAUGGC
This is a messenger RNA of Cydia splendana, 4551 nucleotides long. RefSeq lists its product as uncharacterized. Bases 116 to 4447 code for a protein of 1443 amino acids. NCBI's taxonomy places the organism in Eukaryota, Metazoa, Arthropoda, Insecta, Lepidoptera, Tortricidae. The transcript has a single exon. Gene Ontology annotation, biological process: DNA integration. Gene Ontology annotation, molecular function: nucleic acid binding. The record is from RefSeq and is a predicted model, not a curated record.